UUGUGUGUUUAUUUUUUUACGUCUGUGGUUAAAAUUGCCUAAACAUAUUAUUUCAGAGGAUUGUACUCUAUGUUCAAUAGUUAUUCAAUCAUAUUCAAUUUACUUUGGAAUAUGUUUACAAUUGUUGAAUUUCUGUUUUUGUUGUCAUUGACUUCCCAAAACGAACAGCUUCCCUUGAACGCAAGCGCGUGGUUGUCAUGGCAACAGUAAACUCAGGUCCCAGUUGUGUUUUGGUUCUUUAGAUAGCUUAGCACAAGAGAGGUAGAUAGUUCUUUAUUAACCUACUUAGAAAAUGUCAGACGCCGGAUCCGUGGAUUUUGACGACGAACAAGGGUACCUCGGGGAGUACGAGGGGGAGCGGAAUGAAGCCGGAGAAAGACACGGUGCUGGCAGAGCCGUACUACCGAACGGAGACACCUACCAGGGCAUGUACGAAAACGGCAAAAGAUGUGGUCAGGGAACUUACCGGUUCAAGAACGGUGCCCGAUACAUCGGAGACUACUACCAAAAUUUGAAGCAUGGUCAUGGGGUCUUUUAUUAUCCGGACGGUUCCAAAUAUGAGGGGAGCUGGGUUGAUGACCUACGACAAGGUCACGGGGUUCACACUUAUCCUAACGGAGACACCUAUGAAGGGGAGUGGCUCCGUCAUCAGAGGCAGGGGCAGGGUGUGUACGUGUACAAGGCCACAGGGUCCCAGUACUGCGGCUCGUGGGUGGGGGGCAAGAUGGAGGGGGCAGGAGAGCUGAUCCAUCUCAACCACAGGUUCCAGGGAAACUUCCAUAACAACAACCCGUCAGGUCUUGGGAAGUAUGUCUUUGACAUUGGCUGUGAACAGCACGGAGAGUACGUGCAGGUGGAUCAGGAUCGAGCGGAUGGGGAUGAGGAGGAGGCUGUUUCUAUGCAGUUGAAAUGGAAACCAAAAUCGGUCUCUGGACUGACACUGUGGAGCCCAGUCAAAGAGAGCACAGAAGGGCAAAUUGAAGGGCUGAAAGAACUGAAGACACAAGAGGCCAACUGACCUUCCAAACACACACACACACACCCAUACACACACACACACACACACACAGAUGUCUUUUUCACACUGGAAUGUAAAUUAAAGGCUGCAGUCUACUCAG
Molecule: messenger RNA, 1118 nt
Organism: Clupea harengus (Atlantic herring)
Lineage: Eukaryota; Metazoa; Chordata; Actinopteri; Clupeiformes; Clupeidae
Product: radial spoke head component 1
Biological process (GO): axoneme assembly; spermatid development
Cellular component (GO): motile cilium; nucleus
Source: RefSeq, a predicted model, not a curated record